Amaranthus tricolor (Joseph's coat) is the source of this 315-nucleotide messenger RNA. RefSeq lists its product as uncharacterized. NCBI's taxonomy places the organism in Eukaryota, Viridiplantae, Streptophyta, Magnoliopsida, Caryophyllales, Amaranthaceae. The transcript is spliced from 2 exons. The coding region runs from base 1 to 315 and encodes 104 amino acids. The record is from RefSeq and is a predicted model, not a curated record.
AUGCUAUACGUUGACAAUAUUGUGUUGGAUGUAGAAACUAGUGAGGAGGCUAAUGCUAAAGUAGAAGAGUGGAGGGCGAUUUUUGAAAGCAAAAGGCUGCGUAUUAGUCGUACAAAAACAGAAUAUUUAAGAUGGUCUACUUUCCAAAGUAAUGGGAAGAUCGAUGGAGAUGUUACACAUUGUAUAAAAGCUAGCUUGCUUAAGUGGAGAGCGGCCACAAGAGUAUUACGUGAUAAGAAGUUCUCAAUUAGAUUGAAAAGUAAAUUCUACAGGGUUGUCAUUAGGCCAACAUUGUUGUAUGGGUCAAAGUGUUGA